Molecule: messenger RNA, 3288 nt
Organism: Cynoglossus semilaevis (tongue sole)
Lineage: Eukaryota; Metazoa; Chordata; Actinopteri; Pleuronectiformes; Cynoglossidae
Gene: tardbpb
Product: TAR DNA binding protein b
Exons: 5
Coding region: 541-1728 (395 amino acids)
Biological process (GO): regulation of gene expression
Cellular component (GO): nucleoplasm; chromatin
Molecular function (GO): RNA binding
Source: RefSeq, a predicted model, not a curated record
GUUUUACUUAGAUAAUACCCUCUUUGUAGGCCUCGUCAAGCGCUUUGAAAUUUUCACCUCGUGUUUCAAAAUACAUUUUGGAGGUAUUAUAGUCACUCUGGAUUAAGAAUAAGGUUUUGUGUAAUUUCGGGAAACAUACAUUUCUGGUCGGAACAAGUUAUUUUGGAGAUAUCGUUCGUACCACGUUGGCUGUGCGCACUUUUUGUGUAGCCACAUUUGAAAGGUUUUCUUCCCGGUGUUGACGUCGAGCAUCACCGUCCCGCGAACAAAGGACUAGAAAGGCCCGUAGACGCUUUUAACGGCAGUUCGGAGACAGAGUUUUGUUGGAGACAGUUGGAGACACCAAGCGAAGGCAAAGAAACCGUUUUUUAAUCAGUUUUCUCAGACGCUUUGGCGUCUCUGAUCUUGACAACACAAAUAGUUCCCAGUGGUAUUAGCAAUAUUGGCUAAGUUAGCUACAUUUGUAGACAAGUGGCAAGCUAACGGCUAAUCUCAGUAGAAUACUUAUUAAACAAGGAGGUUUUAGUUAUUGAGGAGGAAAUGGCUGAAGUGUACAUUCGAGUGGCAGAGGAAGAAAAUGAAGAGCCUAUGGAGAUUCCGUCCGAGGAUGACGGCACUGUCCUGCUCUCCACCGUGGCAGCUCAGUUUCCAGGCGCGUGCGGCCUACGGUUCAGGAGCCCCCUUUCCCAGUGCAUGCGGGGAGUACGGCUCGUGGAAGGGGUCUUGCACGCACCAGAGAACGGAUGGGGCAACAUCGUGUAUGUGGUGAACUAUCCCAAAGAUAACAAAAGAAAGAUGGAGGAAAUUGAUGCCUCAUCUGCUGUGAAAAUGAAGAGAGGGGACAUGAAGACAUCUGAUCUCAUUGUACUUGGUGUACCUUGGAAAACCACUGAGCAGGAUCUGAAGGACUACUUUAGUACAUUUGGGGAAGUCAUCAUGGUUCAGGUCAAACGUGAUAAGAGUGGGAUCUCCAAAGGAUUUGGUUUUGUGAGGUUCACGGAAUAUGAAGCUCAAGAAAAAGUGAUCUCGCAGCGUCACAUGAUUGACGGAAGAUGGUGUGACUGCAAGGUCCCUAACUCAAAGACGGGUCCAGACGAGCCUCUAAGAAGCCGCAAAGUGUUUGUUGGUCGUUGCACAGAAGACAUGACCACAGAUGACCUCAGGCAGUUCUUUCUGCAGUACGGAGAAGUCACAGACGUCUUCAUUCCUAAGCCGUUCCGUGCUUUUGCCUUUGUCACGUUUGCAGAUGAUCAGGUUGCCCAGGCCCUCUGUGGUGAGGACCUGAUCAUCAAAGGUGUCAGCGUUCACAUCUCAAACGCUGAGCCAAAACACGGCAAUAGGCAGUAUGACCGAGGAUCCCGCUUUGGGAAUGGUUUUGGGGCACAGGCAUUUGGUAGCAGUCGCAGUGGUUUAGGGAGUGGCUCCAACAACAGCCUGGCUAAUUUUAGUUCCUUCAGUCUGAAUCCUGCCGUGAUGGCUGCCCUGCACAGUAGUUGGGGGAUGAUGCUAGCAAACCAGCAGCACACGUCCACGUCAGGCAGCACCUCCAGUGGCACCAGCUCUAGCAGGGACCAGGGUCAGUCUUUCAGUACAGGCAACAGUAACUUUGGUACUGGUUCAGCCAGUCUCAGCUGGGGAACAGGGUCCAAUUCUGCGACUAGUGGUAGUGGGUUUAGCUCAGGGUUUGGUUCCAAUAUGGAUUCCAAGUCAUCUGGGUGGGGUAUGUAAGUAAAGCUUUUGUCUGGUAAGUAUUGUGAGAAAGAUGAGUCUUUUCAAAAAACAAAAGGAUAAAAAAAAAUCUGGUGUGGCGUAUAUGGAAACACUUUUGUGGAGGAUGUUUUGUACAUUUGGAAAAAUGCUAAAGAUUUAAAUUAGAAUGUUUUGACGUGAGUUGUUUACCAGGAUGUCCCGACUUAAGUGCUAUUUUUGAUGUUUGUUUGUUCUCAUUUCAACUGGAUUCUCUAAUGCAUGAAUUGUGAAAUGUUGUAUAACCAUUUGAGAAUGCAUGAAUGUUUCUGAUACACCAUUUACAUGGCAUUGUCACAGACUUGAAAAGCAAUCUUGCAUUGGGAAGAAUCUGGUUGAAACCUACAUGUUUUAAGUGCAACCUUAUUUGCAGUCAAGUUCUGUGGAAAAGCCUUCAUUGAAAUCUCUUCUGCAGUUCACCUCUCUUCCAUUUCCCUGUGAGGAAGCUCCUCUUUGGCAGCAUUCUCGGCGUGAUAUCCGUAUCAUUCUUCCUCUUCCCACCUGUAAAUGCUAUGUCAUCACCGACCGGCUUCACUCCGCAUGUUCUAAGAGACGGUGGGUGUUUUCAUUUUUAUCCACUUUUAAAUGGAAAGAACUGCGCAACUGACAUUUUUAAGAACUGAUGAGUGCGGUUGAGGAUGGCUUGUGAAGAAGAGUGAAGAGAUGAGUGAGCGAACGGAGAGAGACGCGUGAAACGGACUGGUUGUGCGGUGAAAGAGCCCAAUUUGACUGCUUUUCUGAGUGUGUGAGUGGAAGCUGCAGAUGCUACGAGCACCUCCCCUAAAAUGGACUUUCUUUAAUUAGUACUUCAAGAUAUAUUUUUUUUAUUUCUGCAAGUUUUUUUUUUUGUUUCUCUACGUAUGUUGAACAAGUACAGAACUAUGGAUAUGUAGUUGAAUGUUGUGUUGAAUAUUUGUAUUGCUUAUAUUAUCUGAACUGAAUGCUGUAUGGUGAGUGCUUUCAUGUUACUAAACUAAUCUGUGUGUAUUUGAUGUGGAUGACAACGGAAGACGCUGGGAGACCGAGUGUUGGUGUGAAUGUGGAGUGGUGUGACCUUUGACCCAGCAGCUCUUGUUGUUUGUGAGGUGUUGAAACUCAUGUCAAAUGAAGGGAGUUCUCUAAUAAAGUUCAUUUGAAUAGAUGCUUAGUUGACAUCACCUGAGUCAGUUCGUCAAAUUAAAAAGCAAAUCUAAUUCAAUUCACAUAUCUAGGGACCUUGGGCUCUGCUGGUCGAGGUCUCCGUUUGAACCCCGACUGAGGUGUGUACUGAAGGACGAAGAUGGAAGUUCCAACACUUCCAGUGUGUGUGGCCUUCUCAGACAUGACGUGGGCUAGUAACUGUCUUUGUGAUGAUUUCAGUGGAUUGUCAGAGACGCUCAUCGGCUUUGUCCUGCAAGUGCUUUUUUUUUUUUUGUUUACAUUAGGUUCAAUACCUGACAGUCUUAACAGUAUCAAGGUUUAUCGAGGUGUAGGUAAGUAACCACGCAAAAACCGCCACAGUAUGAACAUGUAUUCAGACUCAUGUCAGUGUCAUGUUGUCCA